Molecule: messenger RNA, 1140 nt
Organism: Symbiodinium natans
Lineage: Eukaryota; Dinophyceae; Suessiales; Symbiodiniaceae
Source: the annotation of a GenBank genome assembly
AUGAUGCUCCGGAUGACCGUGGCCUCGGAGGACCCACGGGUAAUCCAGUCAAGAGAAGACAUCAACAGGUUACUUGGCCUGCCAAGGCUCACGGUGAUCCAGCCGCCUGCGGCAGAGCCGGUUUUUGUCGAGACUCCAGACGGGUCCGGCCGCUACCAGGGCUUGUUUGGAGCCCCGAUGAAGCAGGACGCCGAUGGGGACUACGCCCACGAGUUCUGGGAAGAGAACAAGGAAGGGCACUUGGUGCUCGUCGCUCCCAACAGUGCGCCUGGGCAGCUGGAGGCUAAUCUUUUCUCCCUGGCGCUGAUUCUCUCCGAAGAUGAGAAGUCGAGCAACAGCACGGCUGCAAGUGCAUUAGGCGCUGGUUACCAACCAAAGAAGGAUCUGGCGCUGGGCCUCGGCCUGGAUUUUAAGGCGUCCGCCAUGUUGCAGCUGCGAAAGAACAAGAUUGUGACCCAAGUGUCGAAAGGCCAAGUCGAGAUUCGGCAGAUGGAGGUCGACUGGUACUGUGGCAACUACCAGACCAUCUCCGGUCAGGCUGCCAUGCUGGCCGGUUUUGCCUUCAACUUCCUCACAGCACCCAUGCCCAAGGACAAAGAGCCUUGCAUCUGGUUGGAGUUUUUCUACUUCUUCUGUGUGAGCACCGCUAUGGGGGCAGAGUUGGGUGUCAUCGUCAUUUCCAGCUACCUCUCUGUCUGGGCACCAUCCUUGGCCCUGCGUGGGAAGCGCGGAGCAGUUGACUUGCACAAGGCAUGUGACACGCUGCGAGACUACCAAGCGCUGGUGUUCUCGUGCUUCAUGUGUGGAUGGAUAGUGCACUUCAUUGCUAGCAUCCUCCAGGUCUGGAUCUUCUACAAGAGCUCCAUUGCAGCCUUCGUCUCCAUUCCCUUCCUCUUCUUCACGCUGGCCAUCAUAUGGUAUCUCAUCGACCUCCGGCGCAAGCUCAGCUUGGCAGAGAGCGAGGUGGUCACUGGGAAAAUAUCCCAAUUCCAGCCUUACGAGCAGAUUGGGGACCUAGACCAUGGUCUGCAGGCAGGCGGCCAAUCCACGCGGGCCGGCGGAACUCGCGGCACAUAUUGCCGUGUCCGGCAGGAUGCGCCCGGGGACUUCGAGCCAAGGUCCAGCGCGAGUCCUACAUGA